This is a messenger RNA of Magallana angulata, 2373 nucleotides long. RefSeq lists its product as uncharacterized. The coding region runs from base 442 to 1470 and encodes 342 amino acids. The record is from RefSeq and is a predicted model, not a curated record. The transcript has 2 exons. Lineage: Eukaryota; Metazoa; Mollusca; Bivalvia; Ostreida; Ostreidae.
CCGGGGACUUCCAAGCGCGACCACUUUAUUAUCGCUUCGCCGAUACACACAUAACAAGGUGCAAAUUCAGAAUAUCACUGUAACUCAGGUGUAAGGAGUCAAUAAGGUAGAUGGAUACAGGUAGACACUUCUUGGUCAUUUUCCUCCCCCGGCGACACCUGCGAUAAAAGCUUGAGCUUUUUUUUUACUUCUUGAACAAGAUACAACUGCAUUAAAACCUAUAAGGAGUCUACUAGCUGCAUGUGGUAUUGAUUCCGGGAGAAAAACAACUCCAUGUACAGGCAUUUUACGUAAUCGUUCAGGAUGGCUUUUUAACAUGACUCAACGUCUCAAUCACACGGAGACCUAACAAGUGAACUGCAGGUUUGUUGUAACAUUUCACUGGUCCGGGGAUUUUGACAGUGGGACGUACAUGUACAGGUUGCUGGGAUUGUCCCGGUGAUGCGGUCCACGCAACACGAGACCGCCUUAGUGGACGCGGACGCCAUCCUUAGGAUCACCAGAGCCCCCAAAACCCCACCUACGUACGUGCCCCGCAGUAGGUCCCUGAACGACCUGCCGGGAGGGAUACGUGUCCCGAUCCUCCAGAGGCCGCAGUCCCGGGUGGCCGCCCGAUUGGAGGCGCUGCAAGAUGGACUCCAGGAGCUGACCAUUCUGAGGGAGAAGCAGAGGGAACUCGUCCAUCACGUCACAGAGAGGCACUCCUCUGACACAGUACGGGACUCGGCCGGACAACUUCAGGGCUCACACUUAUCCAGGAGGAGGUAUUCGAUUAGUGCUCUACGCAGUAUAAGCGAAGAAAAGACAAUCGACCGCGUACAGACCCCGGACGACGGAAUCAACGGCAGUGACCGCGAGACGGUCCCCGGGAAUUUCCCUAAUGGCGUGUCUGCUACAUACUCCAAAAGGAGGCGACCAUCUUUUCAGUGCGAUACUAUCAUCACCAAAGAUUUCAAUCAAACGAUUCCGUACUUUCCGCUCCAGAAAGAAAGUCAAGCCUUCCCGAGCCCUAUGCAUGCGGUCAUGAGACAUUACGAAGUCGUUCUAAAGAGUGCCAAUUCUGAGCAAAACUUAAGGAAAUCCGCGUCACAAAUGGAUCUGAAAUCCACCUCCAUCCAAAAGUCCUUGGAGAGUUCUGUGGAACAGGAGACUAAAUCAGACGGACCCCACGCUAGCUAUCUCGGCAAGCGCCGCGCCAGUUUGCCAGUGACUCUAAAGUCAGUGAAAGUCACGGAUCUGGAUAACUUUUGGCAAAACUACAAGAAAGGGGUGGACAAGAAUGGGAAUCAAUGUCCCAAAGACGAGACCUCGUCUUCCCUAUCCCUCGACACCACCAUAGAAUCGACCUUGUCCUCUGUAGAGGAAGAGGCCGAGCAAGAAGUGUACCAAAAUACUAUAGAUAUAAAAAAUCAAAGUACUGAAGAUCUUGUAAGUAACCGUAGAGAAGAGCAACAAGAGACUGCUCUCUAAUCCCUGUCUUUCAGUUGUGGUUGUUUGUUUUUUUCUCAAAAGUAUUCACUCAGAAUUUAAAGAAGUACAGAUUUGGUAUUUGCAUUUGACAAUGUACAUCUACAUGACUUGUAUGUAUAGCACAAACAGUAUGCAUGUUUAGUUAUUAACUCUGCAUUCCUUACAUGUGUAGAUCAGCAAGGGGGAUGCCUAAAAUUUGCAGAGCUAUCUAAUUUACAUAGCAAGUUAUCAAAACAUAUAUUGGAAACCCCCUUCUUCAGAGGGAGUGGGGGAUGGGGGCGUAAGAGCGAAACCAUCCCACAGGAAAAAUCAUUACAUGUGCUUAGACAUGCAGUGUCAUAUGCUUACCCACUCAUGUUCAAAAUUACAUGAAUAGAAAUAAAAUUAAACUUAUCUCAUUGCUUUAGCAUAAAUUUUGGCUUUAUCUUAACUGAUUUUUCAUGCAUCUUCAAAUUAUUCUUGGAAAUGUAUUUUUAAUAUUUGUUUACAACAUUUAGUGCUUAUCUCUUUUAAGUAAACUCAACACACAGGGGCAUCGUAUCUGCUCUACACUCUAUGACACAUAUAUAAAUAAUACACAUAUUUAUAUACCGGUAUAUGUCAUAGAGUGUAAAGUGGAUACGAUGCCCCUGUGCUCAACACUGAAAAUAAUAAUUCAAUGAUAAACUUUGUAUAAGGUAUUUGAAAGAUUUUGCAAUUGAAAAUUAAUCAUGUUUGAACAAUUUAUUUUUUAACUUAAGUGUUUUGUGUGUGUGUGUCCUUUCUUAGUUAAGUAAGGACCAAUCUAAAUUAGGCGUUUAUGUUUUAUUUUUCAGAAGUUCAGAAAUGUGUCAUAUUAUUAUGAGAUUUUGUUUAUACAUGCUAUAUGAAGGAAGAUCACAACAAUAAAACUCCUGAAAUAAU